UGUGUUUCACUUCGUGGCAUGGCUUGGCAUACACAAAGCUAACUAGAGCUUCUUCUUCUUUCUUCUUCUUUUUGUUCAUAUAACCUUUUUGUUCUUUUUCCUUCAAUUUCCCAGUUUUGUUCUUAUUGAGAGAGAGAAAGAGAGAAAGAGAGACUAGAAAUUAAAUUAAAGUUCGUAGGCAUGGCUAUCUUCGCAACUCAUAAUAUUGGGGUCUUAAUAUUUGGUAUUCUAGGCAAUAUCGUUUCCUUUGUGGUUUUCCUAGCACCGGUGCCAACAUUUUUGAGGGUGAUUAAGAAGAAAUCAACAGAAGGUUUUCAAUCGGUUCCCUAUGUGGUGGCACUAUUCAGUGGGAUGAUGUGGCUCUAUUAUGCAUCCCUAAAGUCUGAUGAGACCCUUCUCAUCACUAUCAACUCAUUCGGUUGUGUCAUUGAGACCAUCUACAUUGCCAUUUAUAUCACCUAUGCACCAAAACAAGCAAGGUUGUUCACCUUGAGGCUACUUCUCCUGUUCAAUUUUGGGGGAUUUUGCUUGGUUCUUCUUCUUUCCCACUUCUUAGCUGAAGGACCUACCCGAAUCAAAGUUCUUGGGUGGCUUAAUGUAGUUGUCGCUGUCAGUGUCUUCGCAGCACCACUAAGCAUAAUCAGAGUGGUUAUACGAACAAAGAGCGUGGAGUUUAUGCCGUUUCCUUUAUCUUUCUUCCUCACACUCAGUGCUAUCAUGUGGCUCUGUUAUGGCGUAUUACUCAAGGAUUUAUAUGUAGCUCUUCCAAACAUACUGGGAUUGGUAUUUGGAGUACUUCAGAUGAUACUUUAUGUGGUCUACAAGAAUAAAAAGAUAGCAAUAGAUCAGCAACUCCCACAACACAAAGGAGAUAUUAUUAAUGUUGUUUCUGAUGAUAAGCUCAGCGCUACAGGCACUACUACCGUGACUACCGCGGAGGUACAAAUUAUAUGCACUAGCAAGAACAAGGAAACUGUUGAGGAAUUAGACCACGAUCAGAUUCAACAUGGCGUCGAGGAAAAAAAUCGAAAUCAUCAUAGAAAUGGGAAAAGCAUGGAAGAUUGCUACUCCAUCAUUGAAGUACAACCAGCUGCAACGGUUAAAUGUGAAGCUUAAAUUAAUGUUCAUCCAUGAAUUUCUACUUUGCUGUGUGCUGCUUAAACCCCCACCCCCAGAACUUGAAUUAAAUUCCUCUGCUGCGCUCUGUUUAAUUUUGUUCUCUCUGUGUUGGCUUCUCUGUCUGUAUAUCUCUCUCUCUCUCUCUUUUCUUCACUUUGAAUUUUGAUGGUGUAAACAGCAUGUAGAGGAUGGUGUACAUAUGGGGUUUUCUUGGUGCUUCAUUCUCUUGGGUGUUUAUAUUUAUCUUUGUGCAUUUCAUGAAAUCAAAAACUUUUUCUCUCC
Molecule: messenger RNA, 1401 nt
Organism: Ziziphus jujuba (common jujube)
Lineage: Eukaryota; Viridiplantae; Streptophyta; Magnoliopsida; Rosales; Rhamnaceae
Product: bidirectional sugar transporter SWEET12-like
Exons: 6
Coding region: 181-1116 (311 amino acids)
Biological process (GO): carbohydrate transport
Cellular component (GO): membrane
Molecular function (GO): sugar transmembrane transporter activity
Source: RefSeq, a predicted model, not a curated record